GCAGUGGCGGCAGCGGAGCAUCAGGCGGCAGCGAUGGUGGCGAAACCCAGCUGCUACGCUCUGGCUUCCGAAGGCGGCGAGCCGGUGGUGGCGACGAGGGACGGAGGGGAGGAGCUGCUCUUCGUCCCGCCCCUCAAUUUCGCCAUGGUGGACGCCGGCCUCUACCGCUCUGGGUUCCCGGAAACCGCCAACUUCGGCUUCUUGAGGACGCUGAGGCUUCGCUCCGUCUUGUGCCUUUGCCCGGAGCCGUACCCAGAGGCGAACUUGGACUUUCUUAGGGAGAAUGGCAUCGGACUUUUCCAGUUCGGGAUUGAGAAUCGCAAGGAACCUUUUGCCAACAUCCCAGAAGAUACAAUUCGCGAGGCCCUCAAAGUUGUCCUUGAUGUCCGAAAUCGUCCGCUGCUUAUUCAUUGCAAACGAGGAAAGCAUCGAACUGGUUGUGUUGUUGGAUGCCUAAGAAAACUCCAGCGCUGGUGUCUCACUUCAAUUUUUGACGAGUACCGGCGCUUUGCUGCUGCAAAAGCAAGAAUUUCUGAUCAAAGGUUCAUCGAACGAUUUGACGUGGCGAGCAUGAAGCGUCAGUCAGCAGCUUCGUUCUCAAACUAAGAGGACUGGCUUUACUUCGCCAGGAGAGACUUAUAGUUCCUCUUUGACGACAAGCGAGAAAUAAGCAUAUUUCAUAUGUUAUGGAGGACCUUUCUUGUAAUACGGGCAUGUGUAGGAUGACAGUAUAUGACCUGCUCUAAUUUGUCAUUUGGUUAUGAUGCUCAGAUCUUGGUUGAGGAGGCAUUUGUGCCGUCUUGUUCCGACUGCAAGCGAAUCAGUUUUUCGAGAUCGCUUGCUUCUCCGAUUACCUCCACGAGAGGGUGUACGUGUAAGUAUAUUUGCAACCUGUUGGCAUCUCCUUGUAAUUGGAUGAACAUAUCCAAGCAAAGUGUCUUUCAACCAAGUUUGUAGCUUAGUA
Messenger RNA from Musa acuminata subsp. malaccensis (wild Malaysian banana), 964 nucleotides. RefSeq names its product tyrosine-protein phosphatase DSP1. NCBI's taxonomy places the organism in Eukaryota, Viridiplantae, Streptophyta, Magnoliopsida, Zingiberales, Musaceae. Gene Ontology annotation, biological process: protein dephosphorylation. The record is from RefSeq and is a predicted model, not a curated record. Gene Ontology annotation, cellular component: cytoplasm. Gene Ontology annotation, molecular function: phosphatase activity.